This is a messenger RNA of Sphenostylis stenocarpa, 1212 nucleotides long. NCBI's taxonomy places the organism in Eukaryota, Viridiplantae, Streptophyta, Magnoliopsida, Fabales, Fabaceae. The record is from the annotation of a GenBank genome assembly.
AUGGCGAUGAUCGUGAGUCAGAACAUGGUAACAGAGGCGGAAAUUAUUUGCCAGAAGAGCAUUCCGAUGCUGGACGUGAAGUAUCACCUUCGCAUGGCGCAAGAACAUGGCGUUAAUGUCGAGGUUUCACCCACCUCCAAUGCCGUUCCCAUUUUCGGCCACGUGAGGGUUGCCGCUGAAUCGGUUUCUACGGAAACGACUCGUUUUGAAUCGGUUGUGAGUUGCCCUGAGAUGACUGAAGAUUCCAUUUUAGAGGCUCCUGAUUCUAAGUUUACACCAAAUGUUCGAUCUGGUUGCUGUGCUGAUAUUGGACCCAGGGGAUCUAUGGAUGAUGAGCACAUUCGGAUAGAUGAUCUAGCUACCCACCUCGGGUUCGUCUUUGAUCAUCCUAUGGCAAAUGCAUUUUAUGCAGUUUUUGACGGGCAUGGAGGCCCUGAUGCAGCUGCCUUUCUUAAAAACAAUGCUAUGAGAUUAUUUUUCGACGAUGCUGAUAUGCUGCAAUCAUAUGAUGCUGAUGCACUUUUUCUGAAGAGGUUGGAAGAUUCUCAUAAAAAGGCAUUUUUGGGAGCAGACCUUGCCUUGGCUGAUGAACAAAGUGUUAGUAGUUCCUGUGGAACAACGGCGUUGACUGCUCUUGUAAUUGGAAGGCAUUUGAUGGUUGCUAAUGCUGGGGACUGUAGAGCUGUUCUUUGUAAGCGAGGAGUAGCGGUUGAAAUGUCCCAGGAUCACAGACCAAGUUAUUUACAAGAACGCAGGAGAGUGGAGGAGAUGGGUGGUUUCAUUGAUGAUGGGUAUCUCAAUGGUUAUCUUUCUGUUACUCGUGCCCUUGGGGAUUGGGACUUGAAAUUUCCACUUGGUUCUGGGUCGCCUCUCAUUGCUGACCCGGAUGUUCAGGUGGUCACAUUGACAGAGGAGGAUGAGUUUUUGAUCAUUGGUUGUGAUGGUAUAUGGGAUGUGAUGUCAAGCCAGGACGCUGUUAGUCUUGUUCGGCGUGGGUUAAGAAGGCAUGAUGACCCUCAACAAUGUGCCACAGAGCUAGUUAAGGAAGCAUUGCGCCUACACUCAUCAGAUAAUCUUACUGUGAUUGUUAUUUGCUUGUCCCCUGUCCAGAGUAUUGUCCAAUCAUGUCCACCCCACAUGCGAAGAUUCAGAUCUUGCUCAUUAUCUGAAGAGGCUCGUAACAAAUUGAGAAACUUGUUAGAGGGAAAUUAA